AUGCGCAUGCUACGCUACCCGCUCGACAAUCUCCUCAAGGUGGAGACGAAGUUCAGCUGGAGUCCGGAGUGCCAGAAAGCGUUCGACCGGUUCAAGCAGAUUCACUCGUCGGAUCUUCUCCUCACACACUACGAUCCGAAGGGGGAAAUCAUCGUUUCUGCUGACGCUUCAUCCGUUGGACUUGGGGCUACCAUUAGCCAUAGGUUCCCAGAUGGAACCAUCAAGGUGGUCCAACAUGCAUCCAGGGCGCUCACGAAGGCAGAACAGGCCUACAGUCAGCCCGAUCGCGAAGGUCUGGCCAUCAUCUUCGCCGUCACGAAGUUCCACAAAAUGCUCUUCGGACGGCACUUCCGUUUGCAAACCGAUCAUCGCCCGCUGCUUCGUAUCUUCGGCUCUAAGAAGGGAAUUCCAGUGUACACUGCGAACCGCCUGCAACGCUUCGCCCUCAACUUGCUGCUCUACGACUUUGAGAUCGAGUACGUGUCCACUGAGAAGUUCGGCAACGCAGACCUGCUCUCCCGGUUGAUCGACCAGCACAUCAAGCCUGAAGAGGACUACGUCAUCGCGAGUCUCAAUCUGGAAGAGGAUAUUAGGUCAGUAGUAACUAAUACGGUUAAAGUGUUGCCUCUCAAUUUCAUAGUCGUUGCGCAAAGCACACAAGCAGAUCCGCUGCUCCGUCAAGUCCACCGCUACGUUCAGAACGGCUGGCCCCAGUCAACACUCGAUGGGUCAGAACUUCGCCGGUUCCAAUCAAGGCAGGAAUCGCUCUCUGUGGUGGAUGGGUGUAUUUUGUUUGCUGAACGACUCGUCAUUCCGUCGCUGCAUCGGAAACGGUGCCUCGAACAGCUGCACCGUGGCCAUCCGGGCAUGCAGCGAAUGAAAGCCAUCGCUAGGAGCUACGUGUACUGGCCUACGUUGGAUGCUGACAUCGUCAGCUUCGUCAAGGCAUGCCAGCAGUGUGCGUCUGUAGCUCGAUCACCUCCUCACUCUCCACCGGUGCCGUGGCCCAAAUUGACCGCUCCGUGGCAACGCGUCCACGUCGACUUCGCCGGUCCAAUCGAAGGCGACUACUACCUGCUCGCUAUCGAUUCGUUCUCUAAGUGGCCCGAGAUCAUCCGAACGACCCGCAUCACCUCUGCUGCGACCAUCAGCAUCUUGCGUGCGUUGUUCGCGCGGCUGGGUAUGCCCGUAACCUUGGUCAGUGACAACGGUACCCAGUUUACCAGCACCGAAUUUGCCGAUUUCUGCGCUUCCAAUGGCAUCGAGCACCUCACGACAGCACCGUUUCAUCCACAAUCAAAUGGCCAGGCGGAACGAUUCGUGGAUACCUUCAAGCGAGCCGUCAAGAAAAUCCGAGAGGGGAGAGGAUCCAUUGAAGAAGCACUGGAUGUCUUCUUGCUGACGUACCGAAGCACGCCCAGUCGUGCUCUGCCGGAUCAGAAGUCGCCAUCUGAGAUCAUGUUUGGUCGCAAAAUCCGAACGUGUCUCGAGCUUCUGCGUCCACCACCGGUACGUGUCCCAGUGCCAACCGACGAUGACUGCAAGCAACCGAGGUCCUUCAACCGAAACGAGACCGUGUACGCCAAACUACAUGGUCAUACCGGUUGGAAGCCACCUUAA
Molecule: messenger RNA, 1620 nt
Organism: Toxorhynchites rutilus septentrionalis
Lineage: Eukaryota; Metazoa; Arthropoda; Insecta; Diptera; Culicidae
Exons: 1
Coding region: 1-1620 (539 amino acids)
Biological process (GO): DNA integration
Molecular function (GO): nucleic acid binding
Source: RefSeq, a predicted model, not a curated record